Trypanosoma theileri is the source of this 612-nucleotide messenger RNA. RefSeq lists its product as uncharacterized. Gene Ontology annotation, cellular component: mitochondrial intermembrane space; mitochondrion. Bases 1 to 612 code for a protein of 203 amino acids. The transcript has a single exon. The record is from RefSeq and is a predicted model, not a curated record. Gene Ontology annotation, biological process: succinate metabolic process; mitochondrial respiratory chain complex II assembly. Lineage: Eukaryota; Euglenozoa; Kinetoplastea; Trypanosomatida; Trypanosomatidae.
AUGCGCAAGGUGUCAUCACAGUGGGGAUUUACGAAGAAAAGUAUCGGACUUCAAGUAAAAAGUGCUGUUUUUUAUACUACCUGUAACAAUAGUGGAAGUAAUGGAACUGGUAGUAUUAAGAAUGGUGGUUGUGGUUGUGGGAAUAGCUAUGAUAUCCCAACCUCCUCCUCAUCCUCUCAAGCUAUAAGGCAUAAUAAUAAUAAUAAUAAUAAUAAUAAUAAUAGCAUGAGUUGUCUUGCUGGAUUACGUCACCCAACGGAGUUAGAGAAUUACCCGCUGCAUAGUGAUGAUUGGCGCCGUGCGGUCUGUCAAUUAUACCGCGCUAUACUCAAACUGCAUGUAUUGCGACUUCUCCCCGUGCAGCGGGCGUUUGGUGAUCGUUUUGUGCGAGUGGAGUUUGAGCGGCACGUGGAUGCGGGGGAACGGCAUGCGCGGGUAUUUUAUGCAGAGUGGUAUAUGUAUGCAGCGCAGCUGGAGAUCGGUGGAUCCAGCGGUCGUCCACUCACGGCGGAGGAAGAGCGAUUGUUAACGCCUGAACAACAACAGCGGCUGCAGGAACUCCGCAGUCGAGUGGUGCAGGUGCGGCAGACAGAUCCGGACUUUAAGUUGUGA